Phialemonium atrogriseum is the source of this 1103-nucleotide messenger RNA. Its product is annotated as D-isomer specific 2-hydroxyacid dehydrogenase. Gene Ontology annotation, molecular function: NAD binding; oxidoreductase activity, acting on the CH-OH group of donors, NAD or NADP as acceptor. The record is from RefSeq and is a predicted model, not a curated record. Lineage: Eukaryota; Fungi; Ascomycota; Sordariomycetes; Cephalothecales; Cephalothecaceae. The coding region runs from base 1 to 1056 and encodes 351 amino acids. The transcript has a single exon.
AUGAGUGGCUCGAAGAUUCGCGUCGCCAUCCUCGACGACUACCAAGGCAUCGCCCCCGAGAAAUUUUCCCGCCUUACAUCUCGGAUAGACGUGGCUAACUUCCCCGACACGCUCGCACCGGACUCGGAAGAGAGCCUCAUCCAGCGCCUCCAGCCGUACCAUGUGAUUUCCACAAUGCGAGAGCGCACCGCUCUUCCCGGAAACGUAAUACGGUCGCUCCCCAACCUGAAGCUCAUCCUUACCACCGGCAUGAAGAACGCAGCCAUUGACAUAUCUGCCUGCACCGAUCGCGGCAUCAUCGUUGCUGGCGCCAAGGGCAUCGGCAUCGACCAAGGAGCCAAACCGCCUACCUCGCUAGACUCAACCUUGGAGCAUACUUGGUCCUUGAUCCUAGGCAUCGUCCGCAACAUCGCCCGUGAUGAUGCAAGGGUCAAGACGCAACAAGCGUGGCAAACCUCCGCAGCCACUGGCCUGUCCGGGAAAACGUUGGGACUGCUGGGGCUUGGCAAGUUAGGAGCCGACACUGCCCGCGUCGGCGUUCUGGCCUUCGGGAUGAAGAUUGUCGCCUGGUCAAGCAACCUCACCCAAGAAGCCGCCGAUGAAAAGGCUCGCGCCUUCGGUUUCCCCGAAGGGACCUUCCGAGUGGCGGCAAGCAAAGAGGAGCUGCUACAGGCCUCCGACGUGGUUAGCAUUCAUUAUGUCCUCUCGGAACGGACCAGGAACAUUUUGGCGGCGAGGGAGCUGGCCCUGAUGAAGCCUUCGGCCUUUCUGAUCAACACGUCACGCGGCCCGUUGGUCGAUGAGGAGGCACUUCUCGAUGCGCUUAAGCAGGGCAAGAUUAGAGGCGCGGCACUUGAUGUGUACAACGUCGAGCCUCUUCCUUCUGACAGCGAGUGGAGGACAACCCCCUGGGGUAAGGAUGGGAGGAGCGAGGUUCUGUUGAGCCCCCAUAUGGGCUAUGUCGAGGAUGGGGUCAUGCAGAGGUGGUAUGAGGACACAGUUGCAAAUUUGGAGAAAUGGCUGGAUGGGCAGGAGCUCCAGACCAAGUUGACGUAGUCUUGUUUAGCGACCUCGCCCAACGUCCUCGCUGCUCAAGUUUCUUG